GAAUUUUUAUUCAACGAGGGAUACGCGGUCAAGUCAACUCACUCAAACUCACUCAAAAAUUUGGAAUUUGAAAUAUAUGAAUUUAUGCCAAUAAAGAGUAUGAUUAUAUGAGUAAAGAGAGUUUUUAAAUUGAGUGAAAUUAAGUGAGGUGGUUGUGGUUGAUUUUUAAAAGUUCCUGUUGUACGCGUGUGAUUCAAAAUGGCCACAUUCAAGGCUCCACAAGAGAUAUCAGAAGCAGACCGUUUUAAGCAGAAGUUUCCUGGACAUGGUGUGCCCAAGCAAUCAGAUUUCUUGAGGAAACGAUUACAAGGAAAAGGAGGGGCAAAAUAUUUCGAUUCAGGUGAUUACAAUGUAGCAAAAAGCACCAAAAAGAAAGACGCAACUAUCGUGAUUGGCAAGGCGAUUCCCACGCCCGAUAAUCUGCCGCAGCGAAAGCCAUCUUGUAGUAAACAAAGUAGUUUGCUAGAAGGCGAUACGCCGCACCCUCACCCGAGCGACGAGAAGGAAACGCCGACCGUAGAUUCCGACGAGCAAAAAUCGAAUCAAGUCGUAAUGGACGAAUGACGAGGAGAAAGUCUGAAAGAUGCAUGUUUCGUAUUGGGCUGACAAAUUCUUUCAUUUACUUCUCAACGUGAAAAAGGGGUUGAAUAAAGACGUUUUUCUGUUUUUGUUCUAUUUUUAGUGGCGUUUAAAAAGUUUCUCUUUUUA
This is a messenger RNA of Hydractinia symbiolongicarpus, 708 nucleotides long. Its product is annotated as cAMP-regulated phosphoprotein 19-like. NCBI's taxonomy places the organism in Eukaryota, Metazoa, Cnidaria, Hydrozoa, Anthoathecata, Hydractiniidae. The coding region runs from base 199 to 564 and encodes 121 amino acids. Gene Ontology annotation, molecular function: protein phosphatase inhibitor activity. Gene Ontology annotation, cellular component: cytoplasm. The transcript has 3 exons. The record is from RefSeq and is a predicted model, not a curated record.